AUGGAAAAUAGCGAGAUCAAUGUUGAUGCUGUUGUUAUGGAUGGUGCGUCUUGGAACCGAGGUGUUUGGAAAAUAUUCGGCGUAAAUGAGAAUAAUAUCAGCUGUGAACAUCCAUAUGACAGCUCACGACGACUAUGGAUGAUAUCGGAUUUCCACCAUUUAGUUAAAUGCUUCCGAACCUCGACCUUAGAUGAUAAGCUGCAUGAGUUUAAGACUCCUUUUGGGACAGUAAAGAAACGGCAUUGGGAAGCAUUGUUGGAAGAAGAAAAUUAUCGUCAGCCAAACUUGAAAAUCGCUUACAAAUUAACACCUGCGCAUUUAAAACCAAAGGGUUUCCAAGCAAUGAAUGUUCCUCUUGCUACAGAAGUAUUCGGUCAUGAAGUAUCUGUUGCCAUGGCUCAUUAUCAAUCAACCUGCGACGAAUUAAAAGAUUCAACUCCGACUCAAAAUUUUAUUGAUCUAGUUUUUAACUUGAUCCAAGCGAUGUCAUCACGUAUACCGAGAGAUGCUUUAUAUGUAAAAGAAGAUUGCCGUCAAAGACAGGUAAGAUUGGUUAUGAAAACAAAAAAUAAUCAGAAGUUAAAAAAUUCUAGGUUUCUUUGGAAGAAUAUCACUCGACUAAGCUUUGACUAGACGAUCAUGGCAAUAGUUACCACGUCUAAAUUGUCAGG
Molecule: messenger RNA, 671 nt
Organism: Cotesia congregata
Lineage: Eukaryota; Metazoa; Arthropoda; Insecta; Hymenoptera; Braconidae
Source: the annotation of a GenBank genome assembly